AUGACGUAACAAUCACGAUGCCCAUCCCAGCUCCCAUUUAAUACUGCGAGUCUGCGUGUUUGAGCACACCGUUGCAUCACAAAAUUUCCAUUCACGCUCAGCAACUCCACAAAAUGCUACGAACAACCGCAUCACGAAGCUUGCGCCCAUUGCGCCCUCUCGCAUACCAGUACUCCUACAGUACAAGGCCCACAACUACCACAGCCAACGCCAACGCCGACCGUCUCAACCCAAAGUCCGCCGCCGCCGCUCCCAGCACCCGUGCAGAGGACGUUAGCACCUCGCAAGUCUCGGCGCACCUGGGGCGUGCACAGUCGCAGUCGCACACGUCGCAGCCCGUGACACAGUCGGAACGUGACGAUGCGGUGCUGAUGGCAAAGCUCGAGGAGAUGGUUGCCGGAGAUGGAGGCGCCAGCGGCGUCGAGUAUGAAGACGGCAAUCCGGCGGAUAUGAAGCGGGCGGUUAGGAGUAAUAUGUUCAGAGUUAUCUGAUGAAUGAAGGUGAAUGAAGGGGACGAGAGUGUAUGUACAUAUGAUGGUAUUUUGAGUGGGGUUUUCCAUGUGGUAUCUCGCUUAGCGGGUCACGCUGCUGCUGCUGCUUUCACAUGCAAAGAAUGCCGAGGGAAGCCGCCCCCAGACAUC
Molecule: messenger RNA, 641 nt
Organism: Tricharina praecox
Lineage: Eukaryota; Fungi; Ascomycota; Pezizomycetes; Pezizales; Pyronemataceae
Exons: 2
Coding region: 114-491 (125 amino acids)
Source: RefSeq, a predicted model, not a curated record